GGGGUGCCACCCGCGAUUUGUCUCGACGGCGUCAGGGUCCGGGGCCGAGGUGGCCGGCGGGCUGAGCGUGGACAUGGGUCGACCCGCGGUGCUGGUAGCCGCCUUCCUGGGCUGUGUUGUCUACGUUAUCGUCGCGCGAACGUUCCUGCCGGGACUCCGACGGCGGGAAGGAGCUGACGCGUCCCUUCAGCCGCAGGGGAUGCCCCCUACUCAAGGCCCCUCUCCCCGUCAAGCCCCCCAAACCCCGAAGGCCCCCCACAACACAAAGGGGUCUUCGCGGUCCAAGGAGAGUCGAGGGACCAACUCUGGGCCGGGCACCAGUUUCAUCAAGCAAGUGCUGCCUGUGUACGGGUUUGGCAUUCUCAUCUACAUCGUUUACAUUCUGUUCAAGGUCGCUUCAAAAAACGAGCCUCGGGGCAUUAACAAACCCGUGUUGAACAAGGAGGGAAAUUCCCAGCGAAAAAUAACUGACCGGCAGCUGGAGGAGCUGGAGCGACGUUUGGCAGAGACCGAGGUGGCGUUGAAGACUCUGGCCUCCCAUCUAGAGCCGCUUGGCAAUGCCGUGCAGAGGACCAGCAGCCUGUUUGAGAACGACUGGAUCGGCGCAACGGCCGAGCGGCAGGAGCAGGUGGUGCGGCGCUUGCAUGAGAUGACGCUCACCUCCCGCGCCGCCAAGGGGUCCGGGCCCACGAGCGCCGAGCAGGAGGCCGAGGACUCCCCCUUCUCGCUCGAUGGUGAUGAUGCCAAAGAAAUACCUACAUUUGUGCUGCCUUCCUCCCGCUUUGCACCAACUCCCGACGGCCAUCUCACCGGCCACCCGAGUUCUCGCCGGUCGGCGCAACGCGUGCCCGAGAACUGGGCGCCCGACUGGCCGGACGACGCAGGUGGGCCGGGCGACGCAGGUGGGCCGGGCGAGGCGGAUGGGCCGAUCCCCGGGUGCCAUCGCCGCUUCAUAACGACUCAAGGGGAGGAUGUUGGCGACCUUGGCGACCGUCGCGGCGGCGGUGAGGACGUCGGUGAACGCGUGCUGACCGGCAAGGCGUCGCGUCUCAGAGGGCCGUGGCCACGCAGCGCUUGGGGCUUCUCUUCUGCGGCCGAGUUUCCGUCGUCUGUCGUCGACGAGCCGGUGGAUUGGGACAGCGACCCGCUGGUGGCUGCCGAGAAUUUUGGAUUUAAUCGGAGCGACCUUUGCUGUGACCUCGACGAUGGUGGUGAUGGUGGUGACGGUGGUGGUGGUGACGGUGGUGGUGACGGUGGUGGUGACGGUGGUGGUGACGGUGGUGGUGACAGUGGUGGCAGUGGUGGCAGUGGUGGCAGUGGUGGCGGCAACUCCCGCGAUGGUGACCACAAUCGCCAUCGCAUUUGCGAUGACAAUAAUGAUGGUGACCACGGUGUCCUUGAUGAUAGCUGCGACAAUGAUGGCGAUCGCAAGCACGGCAGUUCGAGUCCUGAAUGCGCGAAUGCCGGUGACGCACACGCCGUGAGAACUGAGUUGAGACGCCGUGUGAAGCUCGGGUCACACGCCGACCCGGUCACAGGUUCGGAGAAGUGAACUUACGUAUGCUACACCGCACGGCCGCCACUGUCGCCCGUCUAUGUAUCCAUCGUGUGCGGUUGUUGAGCAAUAGAUGUUUAAUCGGGAAAGCACCACACUGUAGGGUUGUGUUCCCGAGUUUUGUAUUAAUCGAAUAAUCUGACAAACUGGACUUAGAAACGACAUUUAGCAUACGAACUUUAUUGUCUGGUUCGGAUCGAUUUGAAAAUACAACGUAGCAGGAACUGACCCCACAUGUCACGUUAGCGUGUAAUAUAUUAACGGUGUCGCAUGACGUCGCUUUUAUUAGCUCGAAGACGUAAGUUAUUGCAGAAUGUUCAAUAAAAUCCCUUGUAGCGCCGUGGUCUAGUCGGUGGGAAACCCAGGAAAGUGUUCCUGCUACCGGCACAUCACGUCCAGUAUACCUCUGGCCAUGGCGGCUGUCACUGAUAGUCACGCCACCUACUCCUCCUCCUCCGGUCUGUCUCGCAGCGAAACUGGAAAACAUUAUUGGUGAAAAGCGGUGAUCGCCGGCAUCUUGGCCGCGAGCUGGGGAGAAAGCCAUCGCGUGACGCUGGCUCGUUAGUUUUGCUCUUUCGAUCUGGGGAUGAGUGAGCGCUUUGCCUGAAUGUUUUCUUAUUACGACUGUUAAUAUCACAGCAUGGACGCGGUGGUUGUGUUAAGCACUGUGAAGCUCUGUAAUGAAAGUCACUUUAUUAUAUAUGAGAUGACGGCUAUGAUGUGGAUGAUGAUGAUCGUCGUAACGUUUUUUGCUGCCCGCGGUGCACGCUGCCCACGCUGCCCACGCUGCCCAUGCUGGUAGUACCCCCGUGACAAACAGGCUAUAACAAUCAUGAUGAUGCUGGCUAGAGGCGGGUCUACUCUGGCUGUGUGAAUCACAUUCUGCUCCACUUCCUCCCAGUACACUUGAGCUCAGUAUUUGCUGUGGCCUGGCUUGUGUAACACCCGAGUGAUGAUAGCAAUAGUGUGUGUGUUGUUUACAGUUUUAAAGUAAAAUACACUUUAUAAGUAACGAUGUAAAAAAA
Molecule: messenger RNA, 2580 nt
Organism: Petromyzon marinus (sea lamprey)
Lineage: Eukaryota; Metazoa; Chordata; Hyperoartia; Petromyzontiformes; Petromyzontidae
Biological process (GO): protein localization to cell surface; synaptic transmission, cholinergic
Cellular component (GO): neuronal cell body; neuron projection; intracellular membrane-bounded organelle
Source: RefSeq, a predicted model, not a curated record